ACUGGCGCCGGGCCGGCUGCGGGCGAGCCGGGCCCGCACGCUACCGCCUUUCCACAACCCGCGGGACCCUUCCAAGCCCGGCCGGGGGGAGCGGCAGAGUCUGCCCGCCGUGCCUCUCCGCACCCUCUCCCGGGGCCCCGGCAGCAGAGCUGUGAGGGGAGCGCCGCGCCUCCCCCGCGGCAGCCGGCGAUGGAGCGCGGCGGACCGGAGCCGCCGCCGGCCGCCGCCGCUCACCAGGUAGAAACAGAUGACCAAACAGCCCUCGUUAGCAAGCCCAGGAAUAAAGGAGGAAACAGUGAUCUGGCUUCAGCUGGUUUUAACAUUAUCAACUCUAUCAUAGGAUCAGGCAUUAUAGGAUUGCCAUAUUCAAUGAAGGAAGCUGGUUUUCCACUAGGAGUAUUGCUUUUACUUGGGGUUGCCUUUAUCACAGAUUAUUCCAUUAUAUUACUGAUCAAAGGAGGAAACCUUUCCAGUACCAACACCUAUCAAGAGCUGGUCAGAAAAACAUAUGGUCUUGUAGGCUAUCUAAUUCUUUCAACUCUUCAAUUUUUGUAUCCAUUUAUUGCUAUGAUUAGUUACAACAUAAUAACAGGAGACACUUUAACUAAAGUUUUUCAGAGAAUUCCUGGAGUUGCACCAGAUAACAUGCUUACUGACCGUCACUUGAUAAUUCUUCUUACCACCAUCAUCUUUACCUUGCCUUUAUCUUUGUAUCGAGACAUAGCAAAACUGGGAAAGGUAUCUCUUAUUUCUCUGAUUUUAACCAUUGUCAUCCUGGUUAUUGUGAUGGUGAGAACAGUAACAUUGAGUCCACAAGUACCCAAAUCAGAAAACGCAUGGAUAUUUGCAAAAUCAAAUGCAGUACAAGCUGUUGGGGUGAUGUCAUUUGCAUUCAUCUGCAACCAUAACAGCUUUUUAAUAUAUGGAUCUCUGGAAGAACCUACAUUAAAGAACUGGUCUCGAGUCACACAUGUGUCUGUCUCACUCGCUUUUGUUAUCAGUGUAGUGUUUGCUGCAUGUGGAUAUAUGACUUUUACAGGAUACGCAGAAGGAGAUAUAUUUGAAAACUACUGUAGAGAUGACAACCUUGCUACAUUUGGAAGGUUUUGUUAUGGAGUUACUGUAAUUCUGACCUUCCCCCUUGAAUGUUUUGUGACCAGAGAGGUGAUUGCCAAUGUGUUUUUCCAUGGGAACCUCUCGACAGUUUUCCAUAUUAUUGUGACAGUAGUUAUCGUUACUGUGGCGACUGGUGUAUCAUUAGUGUAUGAUUGCCUUGGAAUAGUUUUAGAGCUGAAUGGAGUUGUGAGUGCUACCCCACUUGUUUUUAUCAUCCCAACAGCGUGUUAUCUAAGGCUGUCCAAAGAACGAUGGAACCAUUCAGAUAACCUCAUAUCCUGCCUGAUCCUUGCUGUCGGUGUGUUAGUGAUGACAGUUGGGUUUGUUAUGACUCUCUUGCAUCCCCAGGAAUGUAGCCAUGGAAAAGAAAUGUUCUACUGCUUCUCUAGUAAUGUUUCUUUUCGCAACAGCACACUUCCACCAUAGGUAGCAGGUCAAUCUCCAGACUUGAUCAGGUACAUCUCACGAGCCAUAUAUGUCAGUUUGAAGGAGAGUGGAACAAAGAGCUUUUAUGUUUUGAUAUGCACUGAGAAUUUUAAACUGUAUAACUGUGUUUGCAUACAUGGUUUUAUGCUGCCAUUCUUUUCCAGGUAAGACUUAAGAUUUAGUUGUUGAAAUAAAUUUUCAGAGACUCCUUUCAAUAGACAUUACUUGAAAAAUGUGCAAACCUAUCCAAAAAGGCUACAUUUUUUUAACUUAGUCUGCAAUGCUGUUUAAAGGCUGGAAAUGAAACAUUUGGGAGUGUAAACAUCUCCAGUGUUUCAUUGCUUUUUUUAUUAAUUUUAUGAUAUUUUAAUCUUUUAAUGUAUAUUUAUUAGCACACAAUAGUCUGGAGUUUUUUUGAGGUGCUGAAAAAAAAAAUUAUGUCUGAAUCUCUCUCUGUGUAUUAAAUUUCUGCUGUUAAAUUGAAGAACUUCUAUUGAUUCUGUCUUUGAUUUUGCAGUUAAUUCUGGUUUAGUGCUGAAAGCAUCCCUUGUACUGGCUCUUGAGUCAAGGGCAACUUUGUAUGUGGACUGAACUGUAACUGAUACAAUUUAACUGUAACUGUUACAAUUUGUGGUCUUCUAGUUAAAAGAUUUUUUUGUAAAUAAAUCCACAUGGGUGAACUUGGAGAUUCCAGUAAAUGGUCUUUGUAAAAAUAUCAAGAUUGACAGAGAAGAAAAUGGCAUGUGUAACAAACACAGCUUGAUUCUUACGUUUAUAAUGCUAUUUAUUAUUUCUGAAAUUGGAUUGAAACAUUGCUAUAUGCCAGGCAUGUGCAACUUGAGCAAAUUGUGUUAGAAAACAUUCUAAACUUGGUUGUCAUUCUAGUCCUCUAAUUCUUUUCAGUAUAUGGUGAUUGAUUUUAUCAUGGUUUGUUAAAUGUUGGUGAUUUAUUAUGUCCUCCAAAAUUAAUUUAACAUUAAGGAUUCAUACAUGUGUAUGUACAUAUAUACAUGUGUAUAUAUAAAAACACACAUACACGCCUAUAGCAUAUGAGUAAUUUGAAGUUGAGUAAUAUGAGUAUCCUUUAUAUCAGUGCUGGAAUUUUGAAAAUGUUUUGUUAUCAAAUCAAACUGUGUACUUUUGAGUUAGACUUUGCAUUAUUGUGAUCAUUGUGGUGCCCUUCCUUCACAACUAGAUACAUAAUGCUACUCCAUUUUUGUGCUGCUAAAUGAGAUGGUGAUGGUUUUUGUCUUCAGUUCAUCCUGCAUGACAAAGCUAUUUCAUUCAAGACUUCUAGCUAAAUAGAUUGUUAAGCAAGGAUUGCUAGAUGGUGAUAAUACUCAUAAGAAUAACACACAUUUUAAAAGCAGUGCUUUCAUAAUAAAUGUUUUAAGUAUUAUUGAGGGCUUUUGGGGUGGUGGAGAUUUUUUUGUUUGUUUCUUUGUUUCUUUUUAAGUUGUAAAACUAUGAGUGCUGGGAGUGCUAUUCUACUUCAAUUUUCCUACAGAGUCAGCUUUGGGGGUGAUAAUUUAUCUGCUGUCCAAGUACCUGGUACUGUUGAUAGAGAAUAUUUUUCACCAGUUCAGACCAAGCAAUGCUGAUUUUGUCUUAGCCAUGAGUGAGUAGUCACUGGAUGGAUUCCCUUUCUUCUAUGCCGAAUGGAGUUAAAUUAUAUUUUUUCAUGACAGCUAAUGAGAACUUUCUGAUGAAUCAGAAAUCUCUCAUGAGCUUUUCUGUUCCUUUUUUCUUAUUUUUUUUAAAUUUAUUUUGUUGAAGUAUGUUACCCUAUUUCAAGUACUAAUUCUAAGCUACCCUUGCUUUAGAGUGUCAAUGGAAUAAUUUGUAGGAUACAUUGCAGUAUUACUUGUUCAACUUAAAGAUUCUACUGAGGCUGCGUCAAUAUUAACUCAUGUUUACCUGUCCUUUAUGAAGGACAAGUCUUUCUAUGCCUUUCUACUGUGUAAAUGCAGAUUUAAAGAAAAUUUGUUUCAUGGUGCUUUAUAAUUUGAAAAGUGUAAAGUCUGAGGUAGUAAUGGUCAAUUAAAUGUUUUCAUUGCUGAUAAAGCUU
Calidris pugnax (ruff) is the source of this 3610-nucleotide messenger RNA. It is a transcript of the gene SLC38A11, whose product is annotated as solute carrier family 38 member 11. Gene Ontology annotation, molecular function: amino acid transmembrane transporter activity. The transcript has 12 exons. Lineage: Eukaryota; Metazoa; Chordata; Aves; Charadriiformes; Scolopacidae. Bases 190 to 1542 code for a protein of 450 amino acids. Gene Ontology annotation, biological process: amino acid transmembrane transport. The record is from RefSeq and is a predicted model, not a curated record.